Molecule: messenger RNA, 1554 nt
Organism: Phaeoacremonium minimum UCRPA7
Lineage: Eukaryota; Fungi; Ascomycota; Sordariomycetes; Togniniales; Togniniaceae
Product: putative diacylglycerol acyltransferase family protein
Exons: 1
Coding region: 1-1554 (517 amino acids)
Molecular function (GO): UDP-glycosyltransferase activity
Source: RefSeq, a predicted model, not a curated record
AUGGAGAAUCGAAAGGCAUUGUUGUUUUUUACGAACAGCGAAUGGGGUCAGGCAAAUGUCAUACUAGCCACCAUCCAUGAGUUCCUAGUUCGUGACCGGUAUGAGAUUCACUUAGCAUCAUAUUCGCCGUUGAAGAAACGAGUCCAAGAACUUUUCAUCACGCACGCAAACUCUUACCCGCGGCCCUUCACUGUUGCGUUUACUGACGAGGAGCGGACCCUCUCCCUGGAAGACAAGGUCGAAAGGCCGAGUCUUACAUUCCACACCAUCCCAGGACUUUCAGUGGCAGAGACAUGUCACCGCGAUCAUAUCGCGCACACAUUGCCCCAUGCCCCGGGCUUUAAGGGUGCCGUGGCAUCUUACCGCCGCCUGGCAGAGUUUUUCAUACGGUAUACAGUUGACGAAUAUAUGGAAACUGAGAACUACGCCAAACAAACCAUACUUACCGUCAAACCAGCGCUCGUUCUUGCUGAACAAGGCUGCAAUCCAGGUAUUGAUGCCUGUAACGAGCUUGGCAUUCCAUUCAGUAUUCUGUCACCGAAUUCAUUCAAAGACUUCGAGCAAUAUUUGCAACCGCGAUUGGCUAUCCUAUGGAAAUAUCCAGCCCUCUCAUCAGCCUUCCCAUACCCACUACCAUGGUCACUCAUCCCGAUCAAUAUCUAUUUCUGGCUUCGUAUGCUCUUUGUGAUCGUCGGCGCCGCACUUGACAAGAAAUCGCGCCUAGCCACUGUCACCAAGGGCCGACACAAGCAUGGGCUCCGAGGCCCAAUUCCAAUAGUUGAUGCGUACAAGAAGGCUGCGGCCAUCAUUUGCCCUUCCCUUCCCGAGCUUGACUUCUCCAUGGGCGUACGGCCUACGACCACAGGAUGCGGCCCCAUAGUGCUUCCGGUGCACCCAGUGGCCGAGCUCGAUCCAGAGCUGAGCUCAUGGAUUCAAGUCGCUGGAAAGCGCACGAUACUUGUCAACCUUGGCACGCAUUAUAGCAUGGAUCUCGAGCUCGCAAUCGAAGUAGCACGAGCGCUCCUUACUACAUUGAGUUGCUUUUCAGAUAUACAGAUCUUAUGGAAGAUCAUGCUCCGGAGCGACCAGCAGCACGAGGUGGAAGCUGUGUUUGGGGAACAUGUAGCAUCCGGCCGUAUUCGCAUGCAAGCCUGGCUAAAGCCGGACCCGGUGGCAUUGCUUGAGACUGGCCGGAUCGCAGUCCAAGUCCACCACGGCGGCGCCAAUACCUACUUUGAAUGCUGCCGUGCUGGCGUGCCGCAGGUUGUGCUGGCAGCCUGGUGGGACACCUACGAGUAUGCCGCGCGCGUUGAGUAUCUCUCUAUUGGCGUCUUCGCCAAUAAGCAGGCAGCUCCGCGAGCGAAAACUACUGAGUUGGAAAGCGCGCUGAAGCGCGUAGUUGGUGAUGGAGAAAUGCGACUGAGAGCAGAAGAGCUAGCGAGAACAUGCCAGCAGCACGGCGAAGGCCGUGUUGUUGCCCAUGAUCGGAUUGUCCACCUUGCACAGCUAGCUGUCCCAGGAUAUUAUUUUGAAAAGGGGGGUGUUGCCUGUUAG